AUGUUGCCCGUGGUCCAGACGGAGAGCCUGCUCUUCAACGGUGUGAGUCAUUCUGCUGACGGAGUGCCCCGGACUGCUACUUUGCCACCUCCGAUGUCACCAGAUUCAGAAGUGGAAGAGCUUGUCGAUAUCUUUUUCGACAUUGAUGUUGCUGUUAACACAUUUUCAAGAAUUGAGUCCUGUGACCUCCAACUGGGAGACACAUGGAGGGGGAUGCAAGGCAAGAUGAGCGUGACAGCGCCGGUUAAGAAGAUAAGAAAAAAGUCUGGCAAUCAGCCUCAAUCUCAAAUAAACAAGUGCUUCAAUGAAAAGCGCCGUCGAGAGCUGGAAAACGAAGUCAUAAAUCAGUUGGAGGAGCUGUUAGGCCCGUGUUUGGCUGAAGUUAAGCAGCCGGACAAGAACGGUAUUGUGAGAGAAGCGACGCGACAAAUCGAGGACGUUCUGAAUCGGCGACGAGAUUGUCCCACCGCCUGUCCUCUUCGCGCUAACCAAUGCUUGUCACCUGUUCAGGCUGGAGAGGUGAGCUCUACACAGCCGCAGCCGUCGUCUUCGGGUUACCAGUACACGGAAAUCUGGACCCUUAUCGAGGCAGUCAAGCAUUACACGAGUGUGCUAGGGUUGAUUUUAAUGGAAAUCAACUCAAAGGGAGAAAUCGAAUGUGUGACUGAAAAUAUUAAGGAGCUCCUUUCAAUCGAACGCACAGAGCUCUAUAAGAAACCAAUUUUUUCACUGCUGCACGUCGACGAUCAUGCAAAACUAGAACCAUUGCUGAGAAGUAUCCAAACGUUUACUUGGGGUUCUACCGAAUCUGAAAAAUUUAAAAACAUUCAAGCCCGCUUCAUUGUGAAGGACACGAGCGUAGCUGAUGGAACCAGGUUCGUGGACAGUGUAAUUCACGCUGCGCCGGUACGCGGCUCAUCCACGGAGGAGGCCGGCUCCGUCAUGUGCGUCAUUCGGCGCUGCGAGUCGGCCGCUACAUCCAAUGACAGCGGAUCAACCAUCGUCUUCAGAUUGGAUUGCAAUUUCAACAUUUUGACUUGUGAUUUAUCCGGAGUUGAGAAUCGUAUAAACUCUCCUAUUUCACUAGCGGGUACUCAUUACCUAGAUCUAGUCGACAGUAGUGACCGCGUACGCGUUUCCACGGAUCUCCAAGAGGUCGUGUGCCGUGGCGGUGGUUUGGUGGUCAGUGAUCCGUUCGGACUUCAGAUUAGAGGUGAAGGACUUCGUUUUAAAGUGAGUGCGCAGUCGCGUCUAUUUCCCACCGCCGGUGAGCCAGAUUUUAUAAUGUCGACGAAUACGAUUCUCGGCGACGACGACGUGGACUUGGUAGAUGCGCCACCGAGACUCGCUCUGGGCGGGCCACUUAUGACGUCCGUCGUAAAUGGAGAGUCUUCAUCCGCGGAUCCUCGCUACCGUCCGUCGAUUAGUCCUGCGCCAGAUCCUGAAGGACAAUUUUCAAUGAAUGAUUUCGAUCUUGAUUCGUGGGCUCCGACUUUCGCAAUGGGUGACAUGCCGAGCGACGACUCAAAAGAACGCAAAGAUUCCGCGUCGGAGGAGUCAGGCGCGCCACUUACUCCGCGUGCGCCGUCCACGCCGGGUGAAGGGCCACCCACGCCGCACACGCCUCACACUCCACUUACGCCGCACCCCGUAGCCGUGCCGGAGAAACCUAACAGACUACGGUCAUUACUCAGCUCUAAGAAGACUACGAAUGAUCCUAUUCUGAAGGACUUGUUAAAUCAAAGUGAUGACGAAGCGAAGAGCGGUGAAACUUCCGCUCCGCACACUCCUCAUACGCCCCAUACGCCGCACACGCCACACACUCCAGCGUCGGCGCUGUCUCCGCUACACAGUGCACAGGCGCACUCGAGACACCCGACUCACCAUACCUCGCAUCAGCCACCGACAUCACAACCAGUUCAGCCAUCACAUCAAAACAAUCAGAUGUUAAAGAUACUGAAUGAUAAACCUGACGAAGAUGGUGACGAAAAUCGAAGAAGCUCAAGUGCGUUGUUGUCACAACUUUUGGCGGGUAGCAAUGGACCUGGAAACGGUCGCACGCAUGAGGGAAAUGACUUGUACCUUGAGAGAAUCGCUGGUAUCAAACGGAAAUUUGAGGAGUCAAAGGCAAAUGCAUCAAAUCCGAAACGUGCUACGCCUGAAAAUCAACAGGUUACAUCCACCGCGGUUCCAUGUUCCUCGACGGCUUCCUCAAACGUAACAAGCCCGGCCACCAGCAGCUCCGGCAAGAGCGAGCUAUGCCUGAAGAAUCAGAUUUUGGUGUCGUUGCUGGCGCGUCAACAGACAACGCCUCCGACACCGCUGCCUAAUCCAAUAUUGCGUGCCUACACUCCGAUGAGGGCCCGUCCGCCUUUACAGCAUCACCCCGCUCAUGCGCCCAGGCAACAUCCACAUACGCUCUCUAACAUGCUCACUUCUAACAACCGCAGUGGUAAUGUAAACGGUGGUCUGGGUGGAGGUGAAGCAGUGUCCGGUGGUGCCGGGGGUACGCAGAGCCACCUGCAGCUGGUUUUGCAGGGAGCACGCGGUGCCUACCCACCCCCCUCGCCACACCCGCAUCCCUCCGGACCCCUUCAUUACGCUACACCUGCGCCGCACCACGUAUAUAACACACAGCCGCCGGGUGGUAACACUCGCGUGCAAAGCGGAGGCAAUAACGGAGAUAGCGAAGCGCAUAGCGAUAAGACUCUGUCAGAGAUACUCGAUGAGCUUAUUGAGAACAACGAACGCGCAAACGCUUCAGAGCACAGCCUCAUGGACUUGGAUAGCAUACGAGCUACUAGAAACGAUUUGAUGGGAGUAAAUGAGAAGAAGGCAGCAAUAAACGCUAUUACACAAAGCCUCAUGCAGUGUGAGACUGUUAGCAAGAGUCCUGUCUCUUCUAGUCCUGCACCACCUGUAUAUCCAGCGCAAAGUCCUGGGGUUUGCACAAUGAGCGGCGCAGGCGCUGGCUCUGGAACUAGUGGUGCAGCUUUGUAUGGCAUGUCGCGGGGCGAAAGCGCACAGUCGGCCCGCGCACGCGCCUUUGUCGAGCAGCACCGUGCGCGGCUUCUGCACAUGCAAGAGUCGCAGCAAAUGCUCGUCUCUCCUGAGGCCGCUGAGCAGCCUCAAACAGAUCUCGGUUCAACUAUUAAUGCUCUCGUCUCAGCGACUCCGCCUAAUGUUACUUUGUUGCCGAGAGCUGACUUUCAUCAUAUAUAUCACCCGACAAGUCAAAUGGGCUCAAGUUACGGUACAAAUAAAAUAGUAACGUCUCAGCAAAGUUCCAUGUUGAGUCGACAACUUCAUGGUGGCGGUGGAGGAGGGUACGGCCCGAGUGUGUCCGGCGUAUCGAACGUAUCGGGCGUGUCCCCUGCGGCACUCCACACGCCCGUCACGCCUCAACCUUACCACCGUACGCCGCGCCCGCAUCUCGUGGGCGGUUACUAUGAAGAAAACGAGUACUGCGGCGAGUAUGUGCGGCGGGCGGGCCACGCGCAGCACCCGCCGCACGCGCCGCACCCCCCGCACCCGCCGCAUCCGCCCCAUCCGCCUCAUCCGCCGCACUCGUCGCACGCGCCACACGCGCCCCACCUCUCGCCUCAUGACCAUCUCUCAUAUAUGGGGGGUUCAGCAGGGGGCGGAUCCAGUGUGAACGCGGGCGCAGGCGGCACGUCGGAGUACGUGCGCAACGAACUGCGCGCCGUGGUCGGUGCGCGUUCGGGUCGUCCUGAGAUGCACGCUGUGCACGCCCCGGAACUAGACCCGCUACUCACAUUUGACAUGCCCGCACCCGGUGGCGGCAGUGUGGUGGGGGGCCGAGCUACUUCGGCGUCGACAAACACAAACACGUGGAAGUCGCAACAGAGCACACCGAAUAUUAUGGAGGCGGGCUCGGCGGGAGCGGCGGCGGCGGCGGGUCCGGGGCCAGCGGGCGGUGAUGAGGCGCAGGCGACGGGCACGGGUUCAAGUAAAGCGUCGUUGCUGCAGAAGCUGCUAUCGCAGUAA
Messenger RNA from Leptosia nina, 4008 nucleotides. Lineage: Eukaryota; Metazoa; Arthropoda; Insecta; Lepidoptera; Pieridae. The record is from the annotation of a GenBank genome assembly.